This is a messenger RNA of Trichomonas vaginalis G3, 945 nucleotides long. Its product is annotated as protein serine/threonine kinase protein. The record is from RefSeq and is a predicted model, not a curated record. Gene Ontology annotation, molecular function: calmodulin binding; calcium/calmodulin-dependent protein kinase activity; ATP binding. Lineage: Eukaryota; Parabasalia; Trichomonadida; Trichomonadidae. The transcript has a single exon. Gene Ontology annotation, cellular component: cytoplasm; nucleus. Gene Ontology annotation, biological process: protein autophosphorylation; peptidyl-serine phosphorylation; intracellular signal transduction. Bases 1 to 945 code for a protein of 314 amino acids.
AUGGAAGUGUCGAAAUAUUUAGCACAUUUUGAUGAACUACAAUUAGUAUCAUCAAGUGACAUAUCGAGACAUUACCAUGCUGUUGAAAAAGGUACUGAUAGAAAAGUUGCAAUUUUAAUUUAUAUGAAAAAUCCAAGAUUUAAAGGUCGAAUUUUCCUUCAGCCGCCUUCAAUCGACUUUCCAGGAUUAGCGACAGUAUACGAUAUAUGCGAGGAUGAUAAUUUUAUUGCAAUACCACAAGAAAUUGUAGGUUCAGGAAAUUUAUUUAAUUAUUUAUUGCCAUCACCGUUACUUUCUGAGAGCAAAGUUGCUGAAAUCGCACAGUGCAUGCUAAAAUGCUUAGCAUAUUUACAUGAUAUUGGAAUUGUUGUAAGAAACAUUAACAUGCAAAAUAUCUUGAUCUCUGAUGAUUCAAAUUACCCAUUUAAGCUCAAAGAUUAUAUACUUGCAAAAUUAUUAGAUACAAAAAACCUUACAGACAUUUGUAACGCAGAAACCUUUCCAUCACCUGAAUUUCUUCGCAAAUUAGAGUACGGUCCUCCAACUGACAUUUGGUCACUUGGGUGUAUCAUGUACGUUCUUCUUUGUGGGAAAUUCCCUUAUUUCCCAGAUGUUGAAAGAACAAUGGAAGCGUUCGGCCAAAUACAGCCUGAUUUCGAAAAAGGCGCAUGGCAAGAAAUAUCUCCGGAAGCACGGUCUAUCGUUUACAGAAUGAUUUCAAUAAAUCCAGCGGAUAGACCAACAGCAAAGCAACUUCUCGAUGAACCAUGGAUUCAAGGAAAGUGUUCUGAUAUCCCUAUUACUUCUGCAGUACAAGAUCUCAAGACAUCUAUAAUGGCUUUGAGAAUGAGACGUUCUUUCGGAGCUGCUCAGUCAGCAACAUCUUUCAGAUACUUCCAGAAGUUUUGUGAGAUCACUACCCAAUAUAAGACCCAUUUUUACUGA